This is a messenger RNA of Rosa rugosa (rugosa rose), 2256 nucleotides long. Its product is annotated as MDIS1-interacting receptor like kinase 2-like. NCBI's taxonomy places the organism in Eukaryota, Viridiplantae, Streptophyta, Magnoliopsida, Rosales, Rosaceae. Gene Ontology annotation, molecular function: ATP binding; protein binding; protein kinase activity. The record is from RefSeq and is a predicted model, not a curated record. Gene Ontology annotation, biological process: protein phosphorylation. Bases 1 to 2256 code for a protein of 751 amino acids. The transcript has a single exon.
AUGGAGAUAGGAAACCUGAAAUCAUUGGUGGAUCUGUCAUUGAGCACCAAUCAACUCAGUGGUUCAAUUCCGCCAGCAUUAGGUGAUCUGACCAACCUUACGAGUCUCUAUCUCUAUUCAAAUUAUCUUUCUAGCACUAUUCCUAUGGAGAUAGGGAACCUAAAAUCAUUGGUAAAUCUAGAUAUGAGUUUAAAUCAACUCUAUGGUUCAAUUCCAACAACAUUGGGUGAUCUUAUGAACCUUACCACUCUCCAUCUCUAUUCAAAUAAUCUUUCCAGCACUAUUCCCAUGGAGAUAGGAAACCUGAAAUCAUUGGUGGAUCUAGACUUGAGCUUCAAUCAACUUAGUGGUUCAAUUCUGCUAACAUUGGGUAAUUUGACCAACCUUACCGAUCUUUAUCUCAAUUCAAAUAACCUUUCCGGAACCAUUCCGACAACAUUAAGUGACUUGCAUAACUUGAAAUUUUUAUACCUCCGUGACAACCAACUUUCUGGGUCCAUCCCUCCAACGCUAGGAAAUAUCCAGAAAUUGAUCGAAUUGGAAUUAGAUACAAACCAAUUUUCCGGCUAUUUGCCGCACAACAUUUGCCGAGCUGGAUCGCUUAGAAAGUUUACGGCAGACACCAACCAUCUAAUUGGCCCAAUUCCAAAAAGCUUAAAAACCUGCACAAGCUUAUUCAGAGUGCGUCUUGACAAGAACCAAUUGACAGGCAACAUAUCUGAAGAUUUUGGUGUUUAUCCUAGUCUGAAUUUUAUAGAUUUGAGCAACAAUCAACUUUAUGGUGAAAUCUCACCAAAUUGGGGAUUGUGCCCAAAAUUAACAUCCCUACGAAUUGCGGGAAAUAAACUUACUGGUUCUAUACCAGCUGAGAUUAGUACCGCAACCCAAAUUCAAGAGCUGGAUCUUUCAUCAAAUCAUUUGGUCGGGAUGAUUCCGAAAGAGUUUGGGAGCUUGACUUCACUGGUGAAGCUAAUGAUGGAUGGCAAUCAACUUUCAGGUGGUGUCCCUUCAGAGUUUAAAUCAUUGGCUGAUCUAGAAUAUCUUGAUCUAUCAGCAAACAAAUUCAAUGAUUCAAUUCCAAGCUUUGUAGGUGACUUUCUCAAGUUAAGUUACUUGAAUUUGAGCAACAACAAAUUCAGUCAAGCAAUUCCAUUUCAGUUGGGGAAGUUAAUUCAUCUGUCCAAACUAGAUUUGAGUUUUAACACACUUGAAGGUCAGAUACCAUUAGAUAUUAGCAACAUGCAGAGUCUGGAGAUACUUAAUAUAUCCCACAACAAUCUUUCUGGUUUCAUUCCAACAAGUUUUGAAGACAUGCGCUGGUUAUCGUAUGUAGACAUAUCCUACAAUGACUUGGAAGGUCCACUUCCCAACAACAAAGCAUUUCAAUUUGCUCCUCGAGAAGCAUUGCUAGGGAACAAGGGCUUGUGUGGCAACGCACGAUUUUUGCAAGCCUGCAAUAUCUCAAACGACCACAUAUUGGGAUUUCUAAUAACGUUUCCUUUGUUGCGAGCACUUGCACUUGCACUUGCACUUGUCUUUUUAUUUGCUUUUCUAGCAAAAAGAAAAAAGAAAGAUCAACACAUGAACCAAAAGAACAUGCAUAAGGAGAUUUUGUUUUCAGUAAUAAAUUUUGAUGGCAAGUCAAUGUACGAGGAAAUCGUAAGGGCAACAAAAGAUUUUGAUUCCAUGUAUUGCAUUGGGAACGGAGGACAUGGAAGUGUUUACAUAGCCAGUCUCUCAUCUAACAACAUAGUUGCAGUGAAGAAACUUCAUCCUUUGUGCAAUGAUGAGAAUAAUAUUCAGAAUGAAUUCUUGAAUGAAAUAAGGGCACUAACUGAGAUUCGACACCGAAACAUUGUAAAGCUUUAUGGUUUCUGUUCACACAAGCGACAUUCCCUUUUGGUGUAUGAGUAUCUUGAAAGAGGUAGACUGGCCACUAUGUUGAGCAAAGAUGAUGAAGUUAAAGAAUUUGGGUGGAGAAAAAGAGUGAAUAUUGUGAAAGGUGUAGCUCAUGCAUUGUGUUACAUGCACCACGAUUGCUUGCCACUAAUUGUCCAUCGUGACAUAUCGAGCAAGAACAUAUUGCUGGACUCUAAAUAUGAGGCCUCUGUUUCGGACUUUGGCACUGCAAAGUUCUUAAACCCGGACUCAGCUAAUUGGACUGCCCAUGCAGGCACAUAUGGAUAUGUGGCACCAGGUAACCUUGUUGUUUUCUGUUCAUUUAGUUUUAGACCUUUUUAUGGUUUAUCUUAUUAG